This is a messenger RNA of Diatraea saccharalis (sugarcane borer), 1575 nucleotides long. NCBI's taxonomy places the organism in Eukaryota, Metazoa, Arthropoda, Insecta, Lepidoptera, Crambidae. The record is from the annotation of a GenBank genome assembly.
AUGCUAUGUGCCUCUAUACAAAUUUGGCCUCAGCCCACAGGUCUAGUGAGCCUUUCCACUACUGCAGUUCCUAUUCGCACAAAUUUGAUACAUAUUCAUAUAAUCACUGUUCCAUCUAAAUUAGUGAAGGAACAUAUUAACGAUGCGUUUGAGCUUAUGCGUAAUGACCUUAAAUUUGUAGAACGAAAAGUACGUGAUUUCCAAGAGUGGCGGAAACUUGUUGUACGAGUAUCAUUAAACGGUAGCGCAGAUCCUCGAAUGCGUUUGUCAACUGACGAAAGCUAUAAGCUGACUCUACAUCCCAUUAAAGGAGGGAAGAAGUCCUUAGUUGCUAAUGUGAUUGCAAAAUCCUUUUGCGGUGUCCGCCAUGCUUUCGAGACUCUGUCACAAUUGAUUUGGCUGGAUCCAUAUCAUGACACUCUACUCAUUUUGGAAGCAGCAAAAAUAGAGGACGCUCCGAAGUUCAAUUAUCGUGGUCUACUAAUCGAUACUGCCCGUAGCUACUAUCCAAUUAACGAAUUAUUUCGUACUAUAGAUGCGAUGGGAGCCUGCAAACUAAACACCCUUCAUUGGCAUGCAAGUGAUUCACAGGCGUUUUCACUGCGUUUGCGUAGUGUUCCACAGAUAUCUCGUCUAGGUACUUUGGAUUCAGUUGCUGUAUACUCGGUAGAUGACAUACUCGCAGUGAUUCAUCGUGCAAGAUUACGAGGGAUUCGCGUUAUAAUUGAAAUUAAUACGCCUGGUCACGUAGGCCGUGCUUGGAAUGAAGUAAUGAACAUUCGACAUUUAGCAUAUUGCGUAGAUGUCGAACCAUGGACUGCUUAUUGUAAUGAGCCACCCUGCGGACAACUUGAUCCUCGUAAUACUGAUAUACACGUAGUCCUUGAAAGGAUAUAUGCCGAAAUCAUUGAACUGACUGGAGUCGACGAUAUUUUCCAUAUCGGUGGCGAUGAUAUAUCAGAAAGCUGCUGGGAAGAGCAUUUCAAUGAUACCGAUCCAAUGACUUUGUGGAUAGAGUACACUCAUUCAGUUUUGCAACGUCUCGAAUAUGCCAAUGGAAAAUUGCCCAAUCUCACACUUAUGUGGUCUUCACGUCUAAGCGAAACUAUCAAGACACAUUUUAAGGACUAUGCUCAUUCAUUAGGUCUGCAGUCAAGGAAAGUGGCAUGGGCGCAUAAACAAAUAAGUGGCUUGCGUACAAUAAUAUCUCAUGAAGAUGCUUGGGAUUUUAAUAAUGGAAUGGGGGAUUGGUAUGAAGAAUCAGGUGGUGCACCGUAUAAUUCAUGGCAGCGUGUUUACGAGUACAGACCCUGGUCUCGUAACACAGAUUGGCUAGUGGAGGGAGGCGUAGGGACAGUGUGGUCGUCAUUAAUAAGUAGUGGUGGAUUAGAUAGUCGUACAUGGCCCCGGGCAGCGGCUCUUUCUGAACGACUUUGGACAGACAGACCAGAAGGUGCAACACGACCAGUUCACGCACGCCUUGACGUGUUUCGGACGCGUCUUCUCGAACGUGGUAUAAAAGCUGCACCUAUCUGGUCGAUGUGGUGUACUCAUAAUACAUAUACUUGUGUAUAA